Molecule: messenger RNA, 1005 nt
Organism: Zophobas morio
Lineage: Eukaryota; Metazoa; Arthropoda; Insecta; Coleoptera; Tenebrionidae
Product: rhodanese domain-containing protein CG4456-like
Exons: 2
Coding region: 122-568 (148 amino acids)
Source: RefSeq, a predicted model, not a curated record
CACUGUUGUGCAAAAGUCACCAAAUUUGACAACUAUACUAAAAACCAUGAAAAUUUACAAAUCUUAGAAAAAAAAACUCCGAUUUGAACCUAAAAGACGUGGUAAAAACACAUCCACAGUUAUGUCGAUCGGGGGGCGCCUUUUCUCGCUCGUGGCGCGGGUCCCACGCACCCUGCACCAUGUAAACCGACCAUUAACAACUUCGUCGCUCCUCCGCACCAACUCCAUCGCCUCCUUUGAAGACGUAAAGUCGGUUAAGAAUCUCAAAGACACUGUCCUGAUAGACGUUCGAGAGCCCUCUGAACUCCAAGAAACCGGGGUCCUUCCCCACAGUAUCAAUAUCCCGCUGGGUGAAGUCGAGUCGGUUUUGGGUUGUCUAUCGCCCGACGAGUUUCAAAAGCGCUAUAACACCCCGAAACCGGACUUUUCCACGCCGAUUAUUUUUUCGUGUUACAUGGGGAAGCGGAGCGCUAGCGCUCAGCAGACGGCGGCUCGGUUAGGUUUUAAGAAUGCCAAGAAUUACGCUGGGGGCUGGGCGGACUGGGAAGACAAGACCAAGAGCGUAUAAUUUGGGUAAAAAUAGAGCAAAUCCUGAUGGUUUUGAUUUGUCAAUUUGUUUGUGUAUUGAUAUGCAAUUAAUAUUUCAAAAGUGAAAUUUUAUAGACGGUUGUGAAGGUCAGUGUAUUUUUAGUGUGAGUGGGUUCUGUAUUGAUUUAGUUAAAUGUUCGGGAUGUUUAAGAUUGGGGAAAAUAUUUUUACGCGUUUUUAAAAUUUUUUUGAUGAGUUGAGUGUAGGUUGAGUUUUGUUUUGUUCAGGUACGGCUUCAGGCGGUCUUGUGUAAAUAAUUAUUAAUUUCGUAGUUACGCAGAAUUUGCCAUUAAAUAUGACUGACCUUCCUCUAAUUAGUGUGAUAGGGGGAUCUGUAGGUCAAUUAAGAGUGUCUUAAGAACGCAAAUAUGAUGUUACGUCAUUGUGAAUAGCAACAAGAAUAAAAAAUUAGACAAU